CUGCAACUCAAGCAACAUCUUUCGUUUCACGAGCGCACUCUCAUGACCCUCGAUAGAUGGCUUCAUCAACUGUUCGAAGGACAACAUAUAGCACCCAACGAGCUAGUCCAUCAGACGCGGAAUACAUCCUCGCUCUUGCAGCACGUGUCCAAUCAGCGCUCACCGCAUCAGGCAGCCUUCAAGAACUCACUCCAUCAACACUGGAUACAGUUCAAGCUUCGAUUCACAACGAAGAGAUCUUCAUAUUUACUUCGUCUGGACCUGAAAGGCCUGCCCACUUAACUCAAAUUGGAAGCGUGACAAUUUCUCCUUUUUACCCCACAAGCGGCCAUGGCAGCGAUUCGUGGAACAUAGGUGAAUUCAAAGGGAGGACAUGGUAUCUCCAUUCCUUGAUGCUGGAACCUUCAUUGCAGUGUAAUGGGCUUGGUAAACGCCUUCUCAAAGAUGUCUUGAACACGUGGGGUCAGAGACACGGUGAAGGAACCAUAGUCCUUGAUUGCUGGGCGGGGAAUGAGAAGUUGCGGCAGUUCUACGAAGAGGUUGGAUUCAGUCUUGUGGGUGUGUACCCCGAGGAAGGAUAUGAGAUCGCUGUUUUCAAGAUAAUUGUGGAAAACUGUUGAAGCAAAUUCGUGGCAGGGGCCUAAAGGACUGGGUCUUGCGUCGCACGUUCAAGAGCCGAGUCAAGCGACUCUGAGUGCAAAGGAGAUUCACAUUCUAAGCCUAUUUAUGUCACAUUCGAAUCACGGUCUUAUCA
Cadophora gregata is the source of this 754-nucleotide messenger RNA. RefSeq lists its product as uncharacterized. Bases 57 to 620 code for a protein of 187 amino acids. The transcript has 2 exons. Lineage: Eukaryota; Fungi; Ascomycota; Leotiomycetes; Helotiales; Ploettnerulaceae. The record is from RefSeq and is a predicted model, not a curated record. Gene Ontology annotation, molecular function: acyltransferase activity, transferring groups other than amino-acyl groups.